Schistocerca piceifrons (Central American locust) is the source of this 2645-nucleotide messenger RNA. RefSeq lists its product as uncharacterized. Bases 35 to 403 code for a protein of 122 amino acids. NCBI's taxonomy places the organism in Eukaryota, Metazoa, Arthropoda, Insecta, Orthoptera, Acrididae. The transcript has 3 exons. The record is from RefSeq and is a predicted model, not a curated record.
CGGCGUCUGUUGUGUCGGAGCCGACGGCUGCGCCAUGAGCUGGGCGGCCGCCUUUCUGCUUUGCCUCGUCACUGGCCAGGCGCUGUCGGCGCCGGCGGGUCCGCUGUACGGCCUGAUACAGCGGCUGGUCCGCAACAACCUGGCAGGGGCGCCCGAGAACUUCCGCACGCAGCAGUGGGACUUCGAUCCCGAGGUCUCCGACCGGCGCAGGACCGAGUUCGAGGCCCGCCACGGCAGGAUGGGCGAGCGGCUCGUGGAGCGGUUUGGCCUCGGUGAAGACGGCUUCCCAGAGCUCCACCUGCAGCAGCAGCUGGCCAGGGACGCAGCGCUGGUCGCCCCCGCCGCCCCCACCGCCUCCACUGCCCCCGCGGCGCCACUUCAUGACAACUCGGUGUACGGCUGACGUCAGAGUGCCGUGCAGCAGCCACCCCCGGUGCCAUUGCCUCGAUAUACUCCAUUGUGAGCAGCUUCCACCUCUCCAGGCGGUCGUGGCGCCGUGUAAAGCAGUGGUGCAAGUGAAACUGUGACGUUCCGUAACUCCUCAUCUUCUGCACGGGGUAAUUUUACAAAAGAAACCAGAUUUCCAGCCAUAUGGCCAUGACGUGCUUUCCACUAUUAAAAAAGUGUUAUAAAAUUCCGCAUUUCUCGCUUCAUACCACAGCAUCGAUCCUCGCCGUCACAUUGUCUUCUUACAACAUUUUAUAUCCUGGAACAUCGACCACACAAUCCGCUGUCCCACCUCUUAAACCCGAACAUUGGAUCCAUACCUUAAAAUCUUAACCCUCUCAUUCCUUGCACAUCCUUUUCUGUAGCAUCUUUACCGUCUUCCCACCUACCAACAGUAUCACCAGCCGAGAAUGAAUCUUUCAUAAAAUUUCUCGCACUCCAUUAGGCCGUCUGGUACAGCAGCCGUAUGUAGAAUAUUCGAAUAAAAACAGUGUUGGAUGCAACUUAAUAUUUUAUUAACGACGUGUUUCGCCUUCGUGGAACACCUUCAGAUUAUCAGUAAAAAAUAGCAAAAUAAGAAAAAAAAAUUAGGGUACUGCCCUAGCUUGCACGAUUCUAUAUGUGAAUAAGAAGUUGUCACUGACCUUAAAACUUUCUUUUUGCGACAUUUUAAUCUGUAUGAGACUGAAGCACGUGUGGAACAAGAUGAGCCCGCAGAGACCCAGUCAAAAACAACUAAAAUAGUAUAGUGUAACUGCGGGAUAGAAUGCUAAAUAAAUAAUCAGAUAGACCGAGACAACAUAUCUUAGUUAAGUCGUACAAGCAGGGCAGAAUGGUACAGAGGUUGGACCACACAUAGAAUAGUACGCCAUUUAAACAUGAUGCAGAGUGCUGCCGCCGUACUUCACGGCAGGAGCGUCAAGCGCACACAAAGACGAGCAACAAAAUGAGGCUUGCGUAGAAUGUCUGCGGCGGAGAUGUCACUCAAAAUACUUAUGUGGCAGACGGGAUAUUUAAUGCUUACAAAACAGAUCUGCAAAUGGUUGAUUCACUAUAAUCAAGUUAAGAGGUCACAAUUACUCAGAACACAGUCGCUCAUUAAAAAAAAAUUAAACCACUCCAAGUAGAUGAAAUAGCAUCAGUCGUAACUAAAUAAAACCGUAAGAUAACCACCAAGGAUAGGCACCCUGACAAAUGGGGAUAAAAAAAUUCUUGAAACAGCAAGUUCCGAUCCAACUUUACCACUGACAUCACUGAAUCGUAAUCCUACUAGUCAGCUGAUCGUUCAGCAAUUGUUAGUCUCCCGUACACGUGUGUUUAAAGAUUUCCAACUCUUCCAACAAAUCAAGCCUUUUGCCUUUCCGAGCACAAUAUGACAUGCAGAGAUCAUUAGGCGUGGGUGGUCGGCGCCCUGCUGUCUCAUUCUAAACUUUCUGCCAGUUUGACCAAUAUAGAAUGUAUGGUAGACAUUGCAUUCCAAUUGGUAAACACGUGGGGAGGCAUACCAAUCUUUACUAGUCCGUUCAUUAUGCACAUAAGAGUUCUGAACUUUAUUAUGCGGUAGAAAAGCUACACCGAUGUCAAUAUUUUUUAAUAACGUAGCUAACUGAUACGAUAAUUUCCUCACAAACGAAAAGUUUACAUGUCUCUGUGGUGGUGACAAAAGAUUAGAUUGCAUAUUGUUCCUGCUACCUGAUAAUUUUCGUUUAUAUAGUCUAUCUACCAUCUGUGGGGUAUAACCUAUAGUAGCUGCAAUCAAAUUUAAGUUUUCAGGCCUUUUUUUCUUUACAGAUUAGGUGCUGAGGGGCAACUUUUGUGAUACACCUGAACCAGGAGUGGGAAAUUACAAUAUAAAGUCGUGUGCAUAAAUUAUGUGUUUGACAUUACUUACCGCCGUCCCUAGUUGCUUGACCAUGGCCCUCUAAAUUCUUCCCGUUUCAUAGAAGAUCAUACAACUUUUCAGAGCAAGUUGUAACGUUUCUUCAUCAUCAUUAUGACCACACACUUCGUCGAGUACCACCAACAACACUCAGUGAGAAAUAUCAUUGUCACCAGAGGCAGUAAAAUACCAAGCAUCAUCCUCCUUUUAUUAUUAUUUCACCAAAAAGUCAAUCAUAUGCAGAUUGUUAAUCAGUAUAAUAAGCUUCAUAAGUUUUUAACUUAAGACAAUAAAACUGACAGAAUACUUGUCUGUAAAU